This is a messenger RNA of Camellia sinensis, 1913 nucleotides long. RefSeq names its product KIN17-like protein. Lineage: Eukaryota; Viridiplantae; Streptophyta; Magnoliopsida; Ericales; Theaceae. Gene Ontology annotation, biological process: DNA damage response; DNA replication. Gene Ontology annotation, molecular function: double-stranded DNA binding. The record is from RefSeq and is a predicted model, not a curated record. Gene Ontology annotation, cellular component: nucleus.
UGUAAGUAAACGGAUCGGAUGGUGUUGGAUCCGGAGUUGUCUCUGGUACCCUCUCUCUCAAUCUCUCUCUAUCUUUGCACUGAACCGAAGGCCCCAAAAACACACCAUUACGAAAACCCUCACAAAUCUCUACUUAUGUGUGGGUUUUGCUGUCGGAUUUGUAGCGAUUUGGGAACAUUCGUCAAGAGUUUGGAACAAAUUUGAUCCGAUUGGGUUUUCUCAAAUUUAUUGCAGCUAAUCAUUGAAAUCGUGCUUUGAAUCAAUCAAUCUUGCGUUUAAGUUACUCUGAAACUCUGAUUUUGGGUUGAGAAUUUCAAUGGGGAAGAACGAAUUUUUGACUCCCAAGGCGAUUGCGAAUCGAAUCAAGGCAAAGGGUCUCCAGAAACUUCGAUGGUACUGCCAGAUGUGCCAGAAGCAAUGUCGGGACGAGAACGGGUUCAAGUGCCACUGUAUGAGCGAGAGCCACCAGCGCCAAAUGGAGGUUUUCGGCCAAAAUCCCCACCGAAUCGUCGACGGCUACUCUGAGGAGUUCGAGAGAGAGUUCCUCGACCACAUGAAACGCAGCCACCGCUUUAGCCGCAUUGCUGCCACUGUGGUGUAUAACGAAUACAUCGCUGAUCGCCACCAUAUUCACAUGAAUUCGACGCAAUGGGCUACGUUGACGGAGUUUGUUAAGUAUUUGGGGCGCACGGGCAAGUGCAAGGUAGAUGAGACCCCAAAGGGGUGGUUUAUUACAUAUAUAGAUAGAGAUUCAGAGACCCUUUUCAAGGAAAAGAUGAAAAGUAAACGAGCUAGGGCCGAUCUAGUGGAUGAGGAGAAGCAAGAGAGAGAGAUAAGGAGGCAAAUUGAAAGGGCAGAGUUGUCAAUACCGGAGGCAAAUGGGGCUGCUCAGCCUUUGGAGCCUGAGCUCAAGCCCCUGGAAAAAUCAGAGACUGGUGAGAAGAUUGUGCUUAGCUUGGCUUCGUCAUCUAAACUCAUUGCUAAAGAGAAAGUUGGGAGUUCUAAGUUGGUAUUUGAAGAACCGAUGAUUGAUACAAAGAAAGAUAAAGUUAAAGAAAAUGGAAAUUCAGUGAAAAGUAAGGGUAUGAAUAGGUCGGUGUUGGAUGAUUUGAUGAGAGAGGAAGAGAAGGCGAAAGAGCGGAUUAAUAGGAAGGAUUAUUGGUUGUGUGAGGGAAUCGUUGUAAAAGUCAUGAGCAAGGCAUUGGCUGAGAAGGGGUACUAUAAGCAAAAGGGAGUUGUGCGCAAGUUGAUUGAUAAAUAUGUUGGGGAAAUUGAGAUGCUUGAGACUAAGCAUGUGCUCAGGGUUGAUCAGGAAGAGCUUGAAACUGUGAUUCCACAAAUUGGAGGCAUUGUUAGGAUAGUUAAUGGGGCUUACCGCGGAUCAAAUGCAAGGUUGCUAGCAGUGGAUACAGACAAAUUCUGUGCCAAGGUUCAGAUUGAGAAAGGGAUAUACGAUGGGAGGGUGAUUCAGGCUGUUGAAUAUGAAGACAUUUGCAAAGUUGUUCAAUGAGAUUAUUGUAUAUCGUGAAAUCUUCUGUUCUUCUCCUUCCGCCACUUUUGGGUUGGUAAGUUGGAAUGAGCCCAUGCCAAUUUCAAUCAAACUGAUUUCGUGUUCUGUUGAAUCAAUUGUAACAAGUGUUUUUGUGUCUUUCACGGAAUUUAGCAAACAAUUGCAUGAAAAGGCUUAUGUUUUUUUACAUAUAGCUUGGUGAUUUUAAAAUUGUGGGUACCACAAAACACCUGUUUUGACUUUUAACAUCAUCAUUUCAUUUACAGUUAUAUGCCUCGCUAUACUAUGUUUCAGAGUAGGAUUAUUGCAUGAUUGGUCAUGAUAAAUUUCUGAUAAUUUGUUCUCUUCCCUGUGUAAUUGUUCAAAUAUUCCUUCAAAAGAUUGGCUGCCGUUUUUAUUCUCA